AUGCCGGAGCUUGUAUCAGUGGACCAGAAUGCGGAUUUGCUAAGAGAGGUAACAAUGGAAGAGAUAAAAGGGGUUGUUUUUUGCCUUAGUAAGGACAGUGCCCCGGGUGCGGAUAGUUACACUGGCAUUUUCUUCCAACAUUGCUGGGAUACUGUGGCCCCUGAUGUCUUGGCACCAGUUAAAGACUUUUUGGCUAGAACCUCGAUCCCGAAGGACAUUGCUAGUACGCUGAUUGUUUUGAUUCCAAAGAAGCCAAAUCUAGCUACAUUUGUGGAUUUUCGACCCAUUAGCCUGUACACUUUUGUUAACAAAAUUUUUACGAAAGUGUUAGCUAAUAGAUUGCACGCUAUCCUCCCGAGCAUUAUAUUUUUGGAGCAAUCUACAUUUUGUCCAGACCGCGAUAUAGCCAAAAAUGUCCUCCUGACCCAGGAAAUGACAUUCAAUUGCAUUUUCAAAUUGGACAUGAUGAAGGUCUUUGACAGAGCAUCACACGGGAUUAAGCAAGGCAAUCCCCUAUCCCCUAUUCUAUUCAUUGUUGCAUCUGAGGCCCUUAGUAGGGGUUUAAGUGCGCAGGUAGUGGACGGCAGUAUCACCCAUUAUGCACUGCCGAGAGGCUGCAUUCGUAUCACACACUUAUCCUUCGCGGAUGACAUUGUGAUCUUUACUCGUGGGGAUAGGCGAUCUGUGGUGAAUCUGGGUGGUCACUUGAUCCUAAUUAAGCAUGUCCUCUCAACCAUACCUUUGCAUGUGUUGGCGGUCAUGGAUCCCCCCAAGGGGGUGAUCAAAUGCCUCGAACGACUCAUGGUAAAUUUCUUUUGGGGACAAUCGGAGCUAGGUCCUAAGCAUCAUUGGUGCUCUUGGAAGAAUUUAUGUUAUCCAGUGAACGAGGACGGCCUUGGAGUGCAAUCUUUUGAGGACAUACAGGGGGCGUUCAGUUGUAAAUUGUGGUGGCGAUUUUGCAAUUCAACUUCCUUGUGGGCCAAUUAUAUGAGGUCUAGAUAUAGUGUAAACAAUGGUGCCCUACCUACGGCUUCCAGAGUUUGGAGACGAAUGCUGGUUGUUCGUGACACGGUGGACCACUUCACGCAAGUUAUAGAUUUAGACGAUCGGAUUCAGCGGGCUUGGAUCCUUACACCCUCCGGAGAUUUUACCAUCUCCUCCGCAUGGGAUGCACUGCGGCCUAAACGUGCAUGCCUAGGGUCAAGGAAGUGUGUCUGGAGCUGUCGAAUCCCAUGCAAAAUAGCCAUUUUUAUGUGGAAGCUGCUUAAACACUACCUGCCUUUUCCUAAGGCUUUACACAGGUUCGGUUUCUAG
Coffea arabica (coffee) is the source of this 1314-nucleotide messenger RNA. NCBI's taxonomy places the organism in Eukaryota, Viridiplantae, Streptophyta, Magnoliopsida, Gentianales, Rubiaceae. The record is from RefSeq and is a predicted model, not a curated record.